AUGGGAGACGUAAGCUCAGCCCUCCUCGCAGCCGUCCAAUACGCCCCACAACUCCCACACACAUACAAAGCCAAGGUGGUUGGCGCGCUUAGCAUACCGAUGAUGCUUAUUCAAAGCCCUGGUGCCAUGUUGAUGGUGUUGAGUAUUGCGUUGAGGUAUGGUCUCUUCUCGCUCUCUUCUUUGUGAGGUGGUGAUUGCGUUCUUCCGUUGGGAAUUAUAGACCUGGGACGAAUUGGACCAGUACGUCCCAUCCCCUCCCCAUUAUUCCUCAUCCUUCAAACCAUCUAACCUAUUC
This is a messenger RNA of Laccaria bicolor S238N-H82, 295 nucleotides long. RefSeq lists its product as uncharacterized. The record is from RefSeq and is a predicted model, not a curated record. Lineage: Eukaryota; Fungi; Basidiomycota; Agaricomycetes; Agaricales; Hydnangiaceae. The coding region runs from base 1 to 186 and encodes 61 amino acids. The transcript has a single exon.